GAAGUCAGCGCUCAGCUCCCCGCACUCGACUGUUCCCUCGUUCCUCUUCCUCCUUCCUCGCUGUCCGUGACGACGAUCUCGUCCUCAUACUCCCGAUCAUGUCCCCCGUCCCGUCGACCUCGCAGCAAGAUCCCCCUGCCAUGAACACGGAGUUGGACGAAGUGGAGCCCCCGCGUCUCCUCCCGGCGAAGUCAUGGCAGCACUUCGUUGCUGGAGGCUUGGGUGGGAUGUGUGGCGCCAUCGUGACCUCGCCGUUCGAUGUGGUCAAGACUCGACUGCAGUCCAGUUUGUUCCACGAGCACGUUAACGUUGGAGGCGGCACAUUAGCCUUGGGAACAGCACCGCGAACGGUACAACGCGGUCUACUAUGGAAUUUUGUCGAGACGGGUCAUAUUCUACGAGACAUAUAUGUCAAGGAAUCACCACGCGCGCUGUUUCGCGGUCUCGGGCCUACACUCGUGGGCGUCAUCCCUGCAAGGAGCAUCAACUUCUUCGCAUAUGGCAACGGCAAACAAAUCAUCGCCCAGAACUUCAACGAUGGCCAGGAAUCCUCCUGGGUGCACCUGACCGCAGCAGCCAUCGCCGGCAUUGCUACCGGAACUGCGACGAACCCAAUCUGGGUUGUGAAGACUCGCUUGCAGCUCAUGCAGAACCAGGGCAAGGAGUCCGGCUCCUUCGCCUCUGGUAGCCUGCGCAUGAUCGGUCGCAUCUUCCGUGAGGAGGGUGUCCGCGGCUUCUACAAGGGUCUCAGUGCCUCGUAUCUCGGUGUGACCGAGGGGACGAUCCAGUGGGUGCUCUACGAGCGCCUGAAGUCCCUCUCGCAGAGUGUCGAUGGGCAGGGUGGUGCGGGGGAGUGGCUGGGAAUGCUCGCGAGCGCGGGCACGGCGAAGUGCGUGGCAAGCUUGAUCACGUAUCCGCACGAGGUAGUCCGCACACGAUUGCGGCAACCAGUACCGGAGAAUGGGAUACCGAAGUACACGGGGCUGCUGCAGACGUUCAAGCUGGUUGUAAAGGAGGAAGGCGUUCGGAGGUUAUAUGGCGGCUUGUCCGCACAUCUCAUGCGAGUGGUCCCCAAUGCCGCCGUGAUGUACAGCAUCUACGAGGGCAUCUUGCGCUGGGGCUCAUAGCCCGACCGUUGGCUUUCACAAUGAUUUACCUUCAAAAGUCACCCGGUGCGGUGGCUCGUCUUUUAGUAUCUUUCUCGGACACGCGAGCCAUCUUUACCGGCCACUAAAUCAUUAGUACCCUCCUACCCAUCUUCAUGCUCACGACUAUAUCCCAGACAUCCUCUGUCGUAGUCUGCUCGUCCGCUCACCCACCCCUUCGACCAGUUGCCUACACACUCAUCUCACUCGUCUCCAUCUGGGUCCCUUCCUAGACUACGCACACAUGUAUCAUAAGCACAUUUAUUCACGAUAGCUACGUACGCACGCUCUGUGCCCAUUUAAUGCAAUCACCACUGUCGAACU
Schizophyllum commune H4-8 is the source of this 1469-nucleotide messenger RNA. RefSeq names its product mitochondrial carrier. The record is from RefSeq and is a predicted model, not a curated record. NCBI's taxonomy places the organism in Eukaryota, Fungi, Basidiomycota, Agaricomycetes, Agaricales, Schizophyllaceae. The coding region runs from base 99 to 1127 and encodes 342 amino acids. The transcript has 6 exons. Gene Ontology annotation, biological process: pyrimidine nucleotide import into mitochondrion. Gene Ontology annotation, molecular function: pyrimidine nucleotide transmembrane transporter activity. Gene Ontology annotation, cellular component: mitochondrion.